Oikopleura dioica is the source of this 1203-nucleotide messenger RNA. The record is from the annotation of a GenBank genome assembly. Lineage: Eukaryota; Metazoa; Chordata; Appendicularia; Copelata; Oikopleuridae.
AUGGCACAGAUUCCAAUGAUCGGAGGUCCGAAACUUGGCUCGACUCUCCUCACCGAACCGAAGUGGCAAUCGAACAGUAACUCGUGCGAAGAUACACUGUCCUCCUCCAGCGGCGCUUCUUCUGACUGUAACACACAGUCGGCAAUUCAAGAGACUUCACUUCCAACCUUCGAGCAGCAGAAAAUGGAAAAUCUACAGGCUCUGUACAACAACUUGAAGAAAACCCAGCAGCCCGCUUCAAAAUCUUCUUUCUCAAUCGACGAUCUUGCGAAAUCAUCAAGCUUUUCUCCUCAAUCAACUCCUUUCGCCACCUCCUUGGCGCAAAACGCAAUCAACCCCUUCGCGUUCCAGCACCAAGAACUCUACCGAAAAGCGAUUGAGAACUUGAAAAGCUCUGGUAAUCCUCCCAGCACGCCAAAUCCAAUCGCUCCUCAUCCUCACAACGAAAAUCAUCAAAACAAUCAUUCGCACAAAAAUUCCUCAAAUCAUCAUCAACGGCCUCUUACUCCAUCUCUUCCUGCGCAUUUCAUGCUCGGGCAGACGAAUCCGGCGAUGAAUCCGAUGAUUGCUCAGCAAAUGCAACUUGCGAGGCUCCAGCAGCAUGCGAUUCAGAGGCAACAGAUGAAGAUGCGUGGAAUUGCUGCAAUGCAACAACAACGAGCAGCGUCAUCGCGAGAUGCUGUUUCUGCUUCGAUUGUCCGAGAAGCCAAAUCGCAGCUGAAAGGACUCGAUCCUGAAAAUAUGUACAUCGAAUGCCCACUUUGCCACAAGCGCAUCAAAAGGCUCUACCACUUCCAGCGACACAUGCGAAUCCACUCCGGCGAAAAAUCGCACCAGUGUCCUUGGUGCCCGUAUCGAUCGGUCCGCAAAGACAAUCUGAAGUCGCACCUGAAGACGCACGAAAAACACGCACUCGAAGCUAGAAGAAACGCUGCAUAUCUCGAUAAAAAGCGACAAAAUGAAAUCGACGCGAUGCGCCGCCUGCAUCAGUUUUCCGUCAAUCAACUUGCCAUUUCUGCCAUCCCGAAAACCGAGGGUCAGAAAGAUGUGGAUUCUGGAUGCGAAAGUCCUGAAGAACUCUCUAGCAAGGGCUCCUCUCCUCGGCAAAACUGCUGCCCCUCUUCAUCGGACUCCUCCAGCGCUUCGGAUCGCCACACAUCGAAGGAAUCCGACACUUCGUUUUCGAUCAUCGAAAUCGAGUAA